AUGACCCGCGUGGCCGGCGAGCUGACGACAAACCCCUUCAGUUUGCCUCCCGAGCUGGAAUGUUUCUGGCUGCAAGAGCCAGUGGCAGAAAGGUCUGCCGAAGAGCGUCUGCAGGAGCGCAAGUUGAAAGUGUGGGAGAAGCCGACGUGCUCAUCCAGCUAUGGUGCGAUUUCCAAAAUCCGCGACCCUGAUCUUCCCAUGGCGCCUGUGCCGCCAGCGGUCGACGACAUGCUUGCAGCUGCGAAGCUGAAGGUCAUGGCAGAGGAGCGACCUGACAACACGUUCUUGACGACUGUGGCCACGAAGCCAGCGAUAGGACUCGUUGAGCCUCUACGGAAAAGCGAGAAAGACAUCCGAACGUAUGUGCAGAGGAAGCGCGAAGUUUUCCUGGUGCACAUGGCUUGCGACAACAAGCGUGAGGAGAUUGUGCGCUUAGACGCAAUGGCGAAGGCCAAAGAAGAUGCCUUGGCAGCCUCACAGCAAACUUUGGACGAGGAUGCCAAAAAGUUUGAAGAUUACCUCCAGGAAAGAAUCGCCAAGGCUUCUUCUGCUACAAAGGAAAGCGAAAUGCUUGCCAAAGUGAAGCAAGACAAAGUUGCAAGAAUCAAGAACCUGAGACAGCAGAUCGCGACUGUACAAAGUGAAACGAGCAAAUUGAAGGAGGUGAGAGUGGAGUCCGAACGCUACAAGAUGUUCUUGGAAAAGAUAACUCCACCCGAGUGGAAAGAAGAGCAGAGGAAGAAGAAAGAGCAAAGGAAGAAGGAAAGGGCGGAAAGGUGGAAGAAGGAACGCCUGGCACCGAUCAUGGAGCAGCUCGCCCAAGAAGAAGAGAAACUCUUCGAAAAGAUUGCCCAGGAGGAUGCUGAGGCUGAAGCUUCAAAAAAGCGCAGCAAAAAGCAAAGACGAAGGGAAGAUGAGGAGGAGCUACUGCAGCGGCAGCGGGAAAGAGACACCCGCCGCAAGCGCAUUCAGAAACGACGCGAGGAGGAGGAGCGAAAAGUCAAUGCCGAAUAUGUUGCCGUCUCUUCCGAAGAGGAGCCUGAGCUUUUCUUCAAGGAGCCCCAACAGCUCAUGGACAGCUUUACGGAACUAGAAGAGCUGAACCUCUUCCUCAUCCAGAGCUCUCAGGAAGCUGAACAGCAACUGGACGAGAUUCGCAACAACUUUGAAGCGAUGAAGAAGAACAUGGGCCACAAGGUGCAGCAAUUGAAGGAUCAAAUAAGGCAGCUGGAGCAAAGCAUCAAGCAGGAGCAGCGGCGGGGCGAAGAGAUCAAGCAAAGUCAUGCAGAGAAAGCGAGCACAGCAAUCCAGGACAAGAAAUUGACCAGUUUGGCAAAGAAGGUGCACGAAGUUUACACCAGAUGCAAUCUUGCACGGGACCAGCAGCAGCCGGAUACGCUGCAAAUGCUUGGCGCCAUUGAAUCGCGGAUCGAAGAGUUGAUUCAGGGUCUCGAUGAGGCCUAUCAGCAGGAUGAGGAUCUUGUCAUGCGUCUGGAGAAGAUCAAGGAAGGCGAUCGGCGCGAAAGAGUACGUGAGAAUCGGCUGAAAGAACAGUCGGAAAAGCAAGAAGAUCGCUUGAAGCAAUCAUUGCAGCGGUCGCAGAAGCCCGUCUUCAAGAAAGCCGGCAAGCAGGUCAUGUACCGAUCUCCUCCGUUACGGCAGGAACGCAAGGUAGUUGAAGACACAACUGAUGAUGAAGCGCACGCCAGAGAUCACAAGGUCUUCGACAUUUACAUCGACCGGAAAACAGGAGUGCCUCACACGGACGCACCUGUGGAAGAGCCGAGGCACCGAAGAGCAAGCGUGCGUAAGCAGGAGCGUGCGAAGUGCCGAUCAGAGUAG
Symbiodinium natans is the source of this 1842-nucleotide messenger RNA. The record is from the annotation of a GenBank genome assembly. Lineage: Eukaryota; Dinophyceae; Suessiales; Symbiodiniaceae.